AUGGGUUCUAUUCAAGACAACCAAAACCAACAAGGAAUCCUCGAUAGCCUCGAUGCCCGCACGGCCAUCGAUGGCUUCAUCCGAGGUCUCCCCGCAGAGGCCAACAUCCUCCUCGUGGGCUGUGAAGCAUCGGUUCCCCUCGCUGUGAAGCUCACUGAAGCUGGCCAUCAUGUCUGUGGAAUUGAUAUCUCGAAGCCUAGCAACAGAGAUGCAAUGCUCGGGGAUCAGUUCUUCCAAACAGCCGAUAUGAGAGAUUACUCGACCGGCAACUUGGACGCCAUCGUGGCGGUCUUCUCCACGUAUCAUCUCACAGGCGCCCAGACAUAUUCGCAAUUGUUCAAAUUCUCCGAGUGGCUCAAACCCGGCGGCCGGAUUCUCCUUGGUACCUCGGUAAUCGACAGUUUGAGCCUGAACGGCUGCCACGACUGUGUUGAUGAGCGCGUACGCUGCUAUCCCGUCCAGUGCCUGGGGAAGCAGAUGGUCGCGGCCACAAUCCUGUCCAAAAAGGGCUGGGCUGGCAUGGCUAGUAAUGCAGGCUUGUCUGUUGAAAAGGAGGUGGAUGUCGUCCUGGGACAAAGUGAGCGUCAUUAUUUCGUGACUUUCUGCAGGACGGAGCAGAAACACCCCCUCAUGGGGCCCUAUCCCCUUCCCCAGUCGUAUCGGGGCCCUCACCGUCUGAGCGAGGCGGCCUGGCAUCCUUUUGCUUCCCGCCUGGUGCGCGAUGAGUUUGAUUUCGUCCUUGACGUGCUCAAGCAUAACCAGAAAGUAUUGGAUGUCGGUAGCGGAUAUGGAAAACUGCCCAAAGAAGUCGCCGCUCGCACCGGCAAAGCAUACUCGAUCGAGCCCAAUCCCGAUCGAAAUUCGAUCCAAGCCACCAACGCCGAAAAUGCGGGCAUUGAGCUCGCACAAGGAACUGCGGAGAACAUCCCCUUCCCGGACUCAACCUUUGACGCAGUCGUAGCAAUGUGGGUGCUGCACUACGUCGAUGAUCUUGAGAAAUCCCUGCACGAGAUGGCCCGAGUCGCCGAUCGCUCCGCGCCCAACGCCCGCCUGGUGGUCGUCCAAGGCGCCCCGGACAACGAAAUCAUCCAUCUGAUGAACACGGUGUGCCCGCCCAUCAGUGCAACGAAUGGCCGUCCCAACCAUCAGGGAUAUCUCCUUUCGACGGCAGCAGAGAUAUUCACCAAGUGUGGGUUCGAGGAUGUUUCCGUCCAUCGGGUCGAUGCGUUUUGUGAAUUCCGCGACGAGGAUCUGGAAGAAAGAUGCGACAAGGCGGCCGAAGUCGUGGCGGGGCUGUGGUGCUUGGAUGACGCCAAAUUUGAUGACAUGAAGCAGGCUCUUGUUCCGCGGCUGCGGUUCCAUUUCCUGGACCGGCAGUAUGCGGUGGGCGAUCAGGCGGUUGUCCUGGUGGCCAAGCCUCUGUAG
This is a messenger RNA of Aspergillus wentii DTO 134E9, 1425 nucleotides long. RefSeq lists its product as uncharacterized. Lineage: Eukaryota; Fungi; Ascomycota; Eurotiomycetes; Eurotiales; Aspergillaceae. The record is from RefSeq and is a predicted model, not a curated record. Gene Ontology annotation, molecular function: S-adenosylmethionine-dependent methyltransferase activity. The transcript has 2 exons. Bases 1 to 1425 code for a protein of 474 amino acids.